This is a messenger RNA of Striga asiatica, 363 nucleotides long. NCBI's taxonomy places the organism in Eukaryota, Viridiplantae, Streptophyta, Magnoliopsida, Lamiales, Orobanchaceae. The record is from the annotation of a GenBank genome assembly.
AUGAACAGAGUCGCGAACAAUAACAGCUUCUUAAGUAGCUGGUCCGAGUCCAAUAUGCUAUUCAGUCAGAGUCUUAUUGGACCAAUCCUACUUUCCCUACUGGCACCGAAAAAACUUCUUCUUGUUCCCCGGACCACCUUCCACGUCAUAGACAUUAUGACAUCUUUCAAUCUUCUUCUGAGUAAGAAUGAUAAGAAGAUGCUGUGGUAUGCUUUCCAGAGUACUUUACUUUUGCAUAUCUUGGACUAUAAUACGAAAAAUGAAUUCGGAUUUGCACUCGGCUGCAAGGAGAGUCUUGCCCCUGCCGGAUCUGUGCUAAACGAUAUGCCGCUACCUACGAGUUCCAGAGCCGAGAGCUUGUAG